AUGAAAGCCCAAAGCCACCCCUCUCAACGUAGUUUGGGCUGCUCCGAAGCCGAAAACAAGUGCUCCACUCACGCAUGCGUACUACCGCAAAAGAAUGUGGCCGCUGAUACCCUUCCGAUGGAUCAACCGGCGGCGACACUGUUUUACAGUUUCUAAAGUAGUUUGUGUUCAGCAGCUGCACAGCAGCAGCACUGAGUUUGCAAACAUCCACUACGAUGGACUGUACCCUGGACAUAUUCCCACCACCACCGUUCAAAAAGCUCUCUUGUCCAUUGGGUCAGGUGUGGCGGCACUGCAAAACCCCUACAGACAUGACAUGGUUGCAGUCCUGGGGGAGACAACGGGACACCUAGCACUCAUAAAGCUCAGGGACAGGAUGAGAAAUGACCCUGAAGGCUACGCUGUCCUAACAGAAAGGCCGAGGAUCCGGCUGUCUACGCUCGAUCUGACAAAGAUGGCUUCGCUGCCUGACGGCUCCUUUGGGAGGGAAUACCUCAGAUUUCUGGAGGACAAUGAUGUGACUCCUGACUCAAGAGCAGACGUGAAGUUCGUGGACAACGAGGAGCUAGCUUAUGUCAUGCAGAGAUACAGAGAGGUCCACGACUUGCUGCACACCUUACUGGGCAUGCCCACUAACAUGCUGGGUGAAGUCGCUGUGAAAUGGUUUGAAGCUACUCAGACCGGGCUUCCCAUGUGUGCUCUUGGAGCUGUGCUAGGGCCACUACGGCUAAAUGCAAGUCGUUUACAGUCACUCUUUACAUCUUUGGGCCCGUGGGCUCUCCAGAACGGACGGUGUGCUCGCUGCGUCCUCAGCAUCUUCUACGAGAGGCGCUGGGAGCAGAGCCUCGAGGACCUCCGGCGAGAGCUCAACAUCGAGCCACCUCCUGUCAUACCAAAGGCUAAGAAGAAGAAGACCUGAAGAGGGAAAACAUAAUGAAUGUUCUGGAAAUUGCUCUACAAGAGACUAAACCAGAAAUAUGUAAAAGAUUCUGUGGAAAUUUGUAAUGCUGGGGGGAAGGGAGAAUUUCCCUCUGCAAAGAUUUGAAAAAUCUCCUUUCCUGUUUUUCUGGUUUUAACGGAAGAUGAUCUCAGCUGAUGAGACGCUUUUAUUUGUGUCUGAUUCUGCCAUGUAACUAGAAUUAUUAAAGUUGUUGUAGUUAUUAAAACAGGC
This is a messenger RNA of Maylandia zebra (zebra mbuna), 1171 nucleotides long. RefSeq names its product coenzyme Q4 homolog (S. cerevisiae) (gene coq4). The record is from RefSeq and is a predicted model, not a curated record. Gene Ontology annotation, biological process: ubiquinone biosynthetic process. NCBI's taxonomy places the organism in Eukaryota, Metazoa, Chordata, Actinopteri, Cichliformes, Cichlidae. Gene Ontology annotation, cellular component: mitochondrial inner membrane; mitochondrion.